UUCCCUCGCAACAUCUCUCUUCUCUCCUCUCCCUCUCUGGCCCUCAUCGCAGCUUCCAAUUCCUCUGCAAUGGCUCUCCGAAUAUCAGCAAAACGAGUAGCGGCUACUCUGAAAGCCGGCACCGUAUCCUCGUCUCCCAAUUGCAUCGCGAAGAGGAAUGCGUCCCAAGCAGUUGCAGCAGCAACAAAUCUUUCAGCGGGAGUCAGAGAUGAAAUCUACCGAGAUGCCCAGCUUCCAAACCCCGAUCCAGCCUCCGAUUCUGCCACCGCAGCCCUCGUCAACGAACAAGCACCUUUUAUGGUGAAGACCUACAUCCGCCCACCACCCAUGUUCGUCAAAGGUGAAGGAAUGUAUCUCUGGGACGUCGAGAACAGGAAAUAUCUAGACUUCACAGCUGGAAUAGCUGUUAAUGCAUUGGGGCACUGCGAUCCUGAGAUCAGUAAAAUAAUCGCGCAGCAAGCCAAAACUCUCAUGCACACCUCGAACCUCUACCAUAACCCCUGGACCGGCGCCCUCUCUGAACUACUUGUGCAAAAGACUCUGGAAUCAGGCUCCAUGCAUGAUACCUCCGCAGUCUUCGUCUGCAACUCAGGCACCGAAGCCAACGAAGCGGCUAUCAAGUUCGCACGAAAGGUUGGCAAGGUCGUCGAUCCGUCAGGCGAGAAAUAUGAAUUCAUAUCCUUUAAUGGCUCGUUCCAUGGGCGUACAAUGGGUGCUUUGUCCGCGACGCCGAACCCGAAAUACCAGAAGCCUUUUGCACCGAUGCUGCCGGGUUUCAAAUAUGGCACAUACAAUGAUAUUGCUGGUAUCAAGGACCUGGUGACGGACAAAACGUGCGGUGUGAUCGUGGAACCGAUUCAAGGAGAAGGCGGCGUACAGGUCGCUACGGAGGAAUUCCUCGUUGCGCUCGCAGCACGAUGUCGAGAGGUCGGAGCUGUCUUGAUCUACGACGAAAUCCAAUGCGGUCUCUCUCGGACAGGGAGGUUCUGGGCUCAUGCUAGCCUACCGAAAUCCGCACACCCGGACAUCAUUACCACGGCCAAGGCACUAGGGAACGGCUUCCCGAUCGGCGCAACGAUCGUCAAUGGAAAUGUGGCGGAGAAGAUCGUGGUUGGUGAUCACGGGACGACGUUUGGAGGAAAUCCGCUGGGGGCUAGGUUGGCGCAUUAUAUGGUUUCCCGACUCUCUGACCCUAAACUCCAGAACGAGGUGUUGGCCAAGAGCAAGAUAUUUUUGAAGCACUUCCAGCAUCUGCAGCAGAAGUUCCCGGAGCUGGUAAAGGAGAUUAGAGGCAGAGGGUUGAUUUUGGGAUUGCAGUUGACGCAAGAUCCUACUCCAAUUGUUACUGCUGCUAGAGAGAGAGGCUUGUUGGUUAUUACGGCGGGCACGAAUACCUUACGGUUUGUGCCUAGUCUUACAAUUAAGGAAGAGGAGAUUGAGGAGGGGAUGCAGAUACUGGAGGAGGCGAUGAGGGUUGUUCUUACCCCUGGUGAGCACCCAUCGGGGAAGCAGGUCAGCGGGGAAGUGGAUUCGCCGAAUUGAUGUUAAUGAGGAAUGCUUCACGAUGAUCUAUGCAUGAAGCGAAGAGGAUGGUGUUUGGCGUUCAGAUAUACACAAAAGCUUGCACCUUCUACCUAAUGUUAUCCUUACUCUCUUCCAUUCUCAAUAACGUUGUAGGGUUCUC
Hyaloscypha bicolor E is the source of this 1684-nucleotide messenger RNA. RefSeq names its product acetylornithine and succinylornithine aminotransferase. Gene Ontology annotation, cellular component: mitochondrial matrix. Bases 70 to 1542 code for a protein of 490 amino acids. The transcript has 3 exons. Gene Ontology annotation, biological process: arginine metabolic process. Lineage: Eukaryota; Fungi; Ascomycota; Leotiomycetes; Helotiales; Hyaloscyphaceae. Gene Ontology annotation, molecular function: identical protein binding; transaminase activity; pyridoxal phosphate binding. The record is from RefSeq and is a predicted model, not a curated record.